Messenger RNA from Aphidius gifuensis, 1244 nucleotides. RefSeq names its product zinc transporter ZIP1-like. Bases 7 to 1173 code for a protein of 388 amino acids. Gene Ontology annotation, biological process: zinc ion transmembrane transport. The record is from RefSeq and is a predicted model, not a curated record. The transcript has 6 exons. Gene Ontology annotation, cellular component: plasma membrane. Lineage: Eukaryota; Metazoa; Arthropoda; Insecta; Hymenoptera; Braconidae. Gene Ontology annotation, molecular function: zinc ion transmembrane transporter activity.
UUAAAAAUGGAAUCACACAUUGGAGAAAAUUCAUCAUUACAUCAUGAUGAUCAUCACGAUCAUCACGAUCAUCAUGAUCACCAUGAUCACCAUGAUAAUACAAUACUGUAUAAAAUACUUGCAAUGAUUAUUUUAUCAUCCGUCAGUAUUUUAAUGGGUUUAAUUCCAAUUUUAAAUACAAAAUUUUCAAAUUCCUCUGACAGAUGUUCAAAAAUAAUUAAAAUUUUGAUGGGUUUUGGUGGUGGUGUAUUACUUGCCACCAUAUUCAUUCAUCUUUUACCUGAAGUAACUAAUGAAAUGAUUGAAGCAUUUGAAAAGAACAAAUCAGAUUUUGGAGGACCAGCCGUGGUUUUAAUUAUGUUUUUUGGAUUUUUUAUGAUGUACUUGGUAGAAGAAAUUAUGGAAAUUAUAAUUAAAAAACAACAAAAAAAAGCAGAAAAUGGAUUGAAAAAAAGUUCAAUUCCAAGUAUCAGUACUUUAGUUGGUGAUGUAGAAGAUGUUUGUUCAAAGAGACAUCAUAAAGAUUGUGAAAAUGGUAAUCAUGGUCAUCACGAACAUCAUAGUCAUCAUGGCCACCAUGGUCACCAUAGCCAUCAUGGUCAUUCUCACAUUCCAGCUGUAAUACUAGAAAACAGUAAAAAUUCAUUGGCUGGAUUGUUGAAAGGUUUUUUUAUAAUUUUGGGAAUAUCAACACAUGAAUUAUUUGAAGGUCUUGCAUUAGGAUUCAUGACACAUCAAAAUGAUGUUUUACAAAUGUUUUUAGCUGUUGCAAUUCAUAAAUUUGUCAUUGCAUUUUGCAUUGGAGUACAGCUACGUACUUACAACAUCAAAUCCAUAUUCAGUAUUAUUUACAUUACCAUAUUUGCAAUUGUUUCACCAAUUGGAAUUGGAAUUGGACUUGUGAUUAUAGAAGUUAAUCAAGAAAAUUCAAAUGACACCAGUAUUGUUCCAAUUGUUCUUCAGGCAAUUGCAACUGGUACACUUCUUUAUGUAGUAUUCUUUGAAAUAUUGCAAGACAAUCGUCGUGGAAUCAUACAAUUUCUUUCAAUUUUCAUCGGAUUUAUUUUGAUAGCUGUUAUUCAAUUAUACACUGGACAUCAUCACCAUCAUCAUCAUGGCGAUGGACAUGAUCACCAUCAUCAUCAUGGCGAUGGACAUGAUCACCAUCAUUAGUAUUUUAAUAUUUCUCUAUCUUAAUUAUACAUUAUAAUACCUGAAAUAUUACUCUAAAAAUUUUAUUAAUU